GAAACGCCCCUCGACUGUCGUCGUUUUCCAGCAGCUCCGGUCUCAGUGUGCCGUGUACCUGCUGCUGCUAGUGGGUCUCGGCUCUGUAGAGAAGACAGACGCUCUCUGGGUCUAAGGUCACAUGUUUCGGUUUUUGUCUUCAACAGUGAUUUUUUUUAAAUUUUGAUCUGAAUUGUACAUUUGGUAGCAACUCGCUCCCGCAACGACAGAGCUCCGCGCGAAGGAAUGCACGUUAACAACGAUACCUGCGUCCGAAAAUACGCAAAAGAAGAUUACAGCGUUUUGUCAGGAUGUACGGCUUAAAUGUUGCCCGUCUUUCGUCAAACUGCAGGCCGUCCGUGGGGGGAGUUUCACCCGAGGAAAACACUCGUGUCGGGAAAACUCAGUUCCAGCUGCCCGUGAAAAAGCAAGCCGUGAAGAGACACCACCACAAACACAACCUGAAGCACAGGUACGAGUUUCUGGAGACCCUCGGGAAAGGAACCUAUGGCAAAGUGAAGAAAGCCAAGGAAAGAUCCGGUAAACUGGUUGCCAUAAAGUCGAUCAGAAAGGAGAAGAUCAAGGAUGAGCAGGACCUGAUUCAUAUUCGCAGAGAAAUUGAGAUCAUGUCCUCACUCUGCCACCCGCACAUCAUCACCAUAUAUGAAGUAUUUGAAAACAAGGACAAAAUUGUGAUUGUGAUGGAGUAUGCCAGCCGAGGGGACCUGUAUGACUACAUCUGUGACCAGAGGACUAUCUCUGAACGCGAGGCCAGGCACUUUUUCAGACAAAUUGUAUCAGCUGUGCACUACUGCCAUCAGAAUGGAAUAGUUCACCGGGACCUGAAAUUGGAGAAUAUUUUACUAGAUGGCAACGGCAAUGUGAAGAUCGCAGACUUCGGCCUGUCGAACCUCUACCACGGUGAUGAGUAUCUUCAAACUUUUUGCGGCAGCCCCCUGUAUGCUUCCCCAGAGAUUGUCAAUGGACGGCCAUACCGUGGGCCAGAGGUGGACACUUGGUCUCUUGGUGUGCUGUUAUACACUAUGGUUCAUGGCACCAUGCCAUUUGAUGGACACAACCACAAGACACUGGUCCAACAGAUAAGCUCUGGAAACUACCGUAAACCCAACAACCCCUCUGAUGCAUGUGGGCUUAUCCGUUGGAUGCUCAUGGUAAAUCCUGAGCGCAGAGCCACAAUAGAGGAGAUUGCAGGACACUGGUGGCUCAACUGGGGCUACCAGCAGCCAUUACUGGCUGAGACAAAGAGCAGUCCAGUAGAGCAGACUGCUUCACCAGCCUCCCCAUCAACAUUACACCCUGCUGGGCUGGCUAGUGUUGCUAAUUGGCUGCGGCGCACAUCCAGGCCUUUACUGGAGAACGGCUCUAAGAUGCGCUGCCUGCUACGCUCACAGGGUGGUGGAGGGGAUGUAGUCCGGCAGCGGUCUCUGCGAAGGUCACGAAAGGAAAACAAUGUCUCCCAGACCGGUCAUGAAGUAAGCACAGACAGUCGCCCCUCUAAGGGUAUUUUAAAGAGACGCAACAGUGUGAAGCAGAAGGCAAUGAGUGAAACCCCAGCUGUAGGUUCAGUGGAGCCGCAGAAGAUUUUGGGUUCAUCUGCACCAGCCAGUGCCCCUUCAGCUGCAUUGCUGCCUCGCAAAGGUAUCCUAAAGAAGCCCGCAGAACAAGAGUCAGGGUACUACUCGUCCUCUCCUGAGAACAGUGACUCUGGCUGGGCACCACAAACUAAAGAGUGCCCUUCAGCACCAACCCAUAGGAAAGGCAUAUUGAAGCACAAUGGAAAGUUCUCUUCAGGUAGGCUGCAGGAGUUUGGCUCUCUGGACCAGCUGGCAGCUUCUUUACCCCGCGGAGGCGCCAGGUUGAGACCGAGUGGGGCCAUCAGCGAGGACAGCAUUCUUUCUUCUGAGUCCUUUGACCAGCUGGAUCUACCAGACCGUGUAGGACCUCCAACACAGAUGGAUAAACCGCCCAAGGGUAGCAUGAGAGGAUGCGUGUCUGCGGACAACCUGCUGGAUAUCCAGGAAGACGGGAUUCUUGGGGAUGGGCCGCUGAGGCCCUGGAACUGCUACAAGUCUGGAGUGGCUGACAGCGCCUUUUCCAUCACAGGCUGUGAUAAUGUAACGGAGGCUUACAAACAGGCCAUCGUUAUACGAGGCUCUGCAGCAAGCUAGGACCGGUAAUUAGUUAAGGACACUGACUAAAGACUUGUUUUUCAGUCAGAAUUUUCAAAUGACUGUAAACUACUGAAGACACGCUAGCCAAAGUGCAUUGUGUGAAAUUACAAGCACACUGUAGUGAUAAUCAUUUUGACUAACUUCAGGAAUUGCACAGUACCAAAAGUACAGAUUCUCAGGAGAGGAGAGCUGCUGUUGGUCAAUCAGGAGCUCUAAUUUUCAACAUGAGAGCUUACUAUCAAAAAUGUAAUACAAAAAGUCACCCUGAAACCAAAACACUGGUCUUCAAUGUCAGAAGUUUAUAGAAAGCUUUGCUCAGUGAUAAUAAACUGAUAAACUAGGAAACUGCUUUACAGUCACAGUAGGACUAUUGUUUGAAUAUUGCUUAAGCCACAAAGUCGGUGUCUUUUAUUGUCGACAGGACAGUUGACAAAGUGUUUAUGACUUAAUAGCUCUUUUGGAUUCUAGCUUUGUGAUAGAUAAACAUAAGGUUGACAGGUGAUCAGCUAGGAUAACAGCAAUAACACACAGGUUCAAUGUUAGGAUGGGUUCACUCUUUUACCAUAUACUACAGCAUUUACUGUGUUUUAGGAUGUAGGGAAAAUGACAUUUCAUGGAUACCAAAGAGCAAAUUUGCUAAUGUUGUUGGACUAUUUUGUUCAUCUUUAUUUAAAGCACUAGCAAAAACAGUGCCAAGAGGACGUUUGUUUGUAACAGGGACUUCAGCUCUCAAAGGAUGUUUUUUGUAUUGCUGUUUUUUUUCUUUAAAUUACUUGUUCUAAUUUUGGAUAAUGACUUGAAUAAUAAUCAUGACUCACAUCAAGCAUAACCAGUAGAACCUGCUUUUGCUCCUAAGCCUGCUGAUACAGGUGCACAUGUGGCCAUUCACUCUCUGUAUGCAGGUGGCAGUUUCACAGAAAAGGUGGGGCUCAUUAAGUCACUCCAUUGUUUUUUGAAGGUCACAUGUUGAAAUUUGAAAAACAGUUAACGUGUGUGUGAGAGUGAACCACGAGCCCCAGCUAACUACUGCUUGCUGUGUAUAACGUGGCACACGCUUAAUGUGUAACCUUUCAACUGAAUUUUCAAGAUCAGUCAUGGAGCUCAGGUGUAGACACCUGAGGUGGAAUAGUAUUUUAUAAAGAUGGAUUAGAAGUUUAGCCAUCGAUCUGUUAAAAAAAAAGUACAAUGUUGCAUCCUGGUGACUCAAAUGGUAAAAACAAAACUUAUAGUAUAUAGUUAAAAGUAAAAAUCAUGAAUUAUGCAUGCUGCUGACGAUCAUUAAUUAAGUUUGACAAAGUAUUUCAUACCACGUUUUAUAGUUAUCUGGUUGACUUCCUAAUCCUGCUUUAUGAAAAAUAUCCUGGUGGUCAGAGAAAGGUACAUCAGUAUGUUGUUUGUUUCUGUAUGAAAUUUCAUUGGAUUAGCAUGCUUGGCAUUAAAUUAGAACAUCAAGCCAGUGCCUGGAAUAGCACAGACCAUCGAAACCUGAUAACCAUACAAUUUAUUUAUCAGCUACUCCAUUAAGCAUUGAGUUCUUGUAACAAAAGUUGCACAUGGCUGUAACCAGAAGCUACAAAACCAUGCUGUUGUUCAGAAACUGGAAUGUAAAAACUUUUUUUUUCUUUUCUCCAGUUAUUUAUGGUUAAUUUCAUCAGGAAUGUAAAGCCUGUGUGUAUACAAAAGUAAACUAGGAAUUCCCUAAUUUCAACUGGAAGCUCUUGUCAUUUCUAAUCUGUCACAGACAACUGAUCGUGUAUUACUUAAGUGUGACACCGGGGGGAAAAAAGCGGUCUGCCUUUGGGAAGACUGGUGUAAAAUGGUAUCGGUUUAAUUUUUUUUGUACAAUAAAAUGUGUAUUUGUGCUUUUCAUCACUGAUUUUCUCUCUCCCUUGUCCCAGAAGUUGCAGGUAUGCAUGCCCUAUUAAUAUUUUUGUCUUUAACAGCAACAAAAAACAUGUUUGCCAAAGUUACUGGCUUAUCAUUUAUAUGACUGUGUGAUCUGCCAUGCUCUUGUGACUGGGAUGAGGAAAUCAAUAAAAAAAUGACGACAAAGAACUCAA
This is a messenger RNA of Siniperca chuatsi (mandarin fish), 4231 nucleotides long. It is a transcript of the gene nuak2, whose product is annotated as NUAK family, SNF1-like kinase, 2. NCBI's taxonomy places the organism in Eukaryota, Metazoa, Chordata, Actinopteri, Centrarchiformes, Sinipercidae. The record is from RefSeq and is a predicted model, not a curated record. Gene Ontology annotation, molecular function: ATP binding; protein serine/threonine kinase activity; tau-protein kinase activity. The coding region runs from base 291 to 2168 and encodes 625 amino acids. Gene Ontology annotation, biological process: protein phosphorylation; intracellular signal transduction; microtubule cytoskeleton organization. The transcript has 6 exons. Gene Ontology annotation, cellular component: cytoplasm.